Messenger RNA from Periophthalmus magnuspinnatus, 3931 nucleotides. RefSeq names its product SH3KBP1 binding protein 1 (gene shkbp1). Gene Ontology annotation, molecular function: protein binding. The transcript has 16 exons. Gene Ontology annotation, biological process: protein homooligomerization. The record is from RefSeq and is a predicted model, not a curated record. The coding region runs from base 93 to 2483 and encodes 796 amino acids. Lineage: Eukaryota; Metazoa; Chordata; Actinopteri; Gobiiformes; Gobiidae.
CCGGAAGUCGCUGCUCAACAACAACAGCCCCAAAUCCAACAAACAUGGAGUAAAAACCCGAUAAAAGAGCGACAGGACGCACCGGGGACAGGAUGACGAGCCCGGGGAGGAGCGGGGACAUCAUCCACCUGAACGUGGGCGGGAAGAGGUUCAGCACCUCCCGGCAGACGCUCACGUGGGUCCCGGACUCCUUCUUCUCCAGUUUGCUGAGCGGUCGGAUCUCCACGCUGAAGGACGAGACUGGAGCCAUCUUCAUCGACAGAGACCCGUCGCUGUUCGCUCCGAUCCUCAACUUCCUUCGCUCCAAAGAGCUGCACCCGCGCUCCAUCCACGUCCAACUGCUGCUGCACGAGGCCGAGUUCUACGGCAUCACGCCACUCGUGCGGAAGCUGCAGUUAUGUGAUGAACUGGACCGGUCGUCCUGUGGAAAUGUGCUGUUCAACGGAUACCUGCCCCCUCCUGUUUACCCGUUGAAGCGUCGUAACCGCCACAGCGUCGCCGGCUCCCAGUUCAUGUCGAGCAGAGCGCCCCCGGUGGAGAGGGCGGUGCGGCGCAGUAACACCAUGCCUCCCAAUCUGGGCCAUUCUGGGAUUCUGAGUCCACGAGGCCCCGAGGAACGCCCCGCCCCCUCGCAGUCACAUGACCCCGGCCUCGUACGCAUCAUCUGUGGACAUCACAAUUGGAUCGCCGUGGCGUACGCGCAGUUUGUCGUCUGCUACAGAGUGAAGGAGUCCACGGGCUGGCAGACCGUCUUCACCUCUCCGCGUCUGGAUUGGCUCAUCGACCGCGUGGCCCUGAACGCCAAAGUGAUGGGCGGCGCUCUGGGCGAACACGACAAAAUGGUGGCCGUGGCGUCGGUCACUGAGAUCAUCCUGUGGUCCAUCUGCCCCGACGGCAACGGGAACGAGAUCGGAGUGUUUAGCCUGAAUGUUCCAGUGGAGGCGCUGUUCUUCAUCGGGAAUCAGCUCAUCGCCACCAGCCACACGGGGAAAGUGGGAGUGUGGAACGCCGUCACCAAACACUGGCAGAACCAGGAUGUGGUCCCCAUCAGCUCCUACGACACGGCCGGCUCCCUGCUCAUCCUGGGCUGCAACAACGGCUCCAUUUACUACAUCGAUGUGCAGAAGUUUCCUCUGAGGAUGAAGGACAACGACCUCCUGGUGACAGAGCUGUACAGAGACCCAACAGAGGACGCCAUCACUGCCCUGAGCGUCUACCUCACCCCAAAGACAAGCGACAGCGGUAACUGGAUCGAGAUCGCGUACGGGACCAGCUCUGGGACCGUCCGGGUCAUCGUCCAGCACCCAGAGACCGUGGGCUCUGGACCCCAGCUCUUCCAGACCUUCAGUGUCCACCGCAGUCCGGUCACCAAGAUCAUGCUGUCUGAGAAGCACCUCAUAUCAGUGUGUGCGGACAAUAAUCAUGUCCGCACGUGGACGGUGACGCGCUUCAGGGGGAUGAUCUCCACACAGCCGGGGUCCACUCCUCUCACCUCCUUUAAGAUCCUCAGUCUGGACGAAGGGGAGGGUCAGGGGGGCUGCAGCGCCGGGACGGACAUCGGUCCUUAUGGAGAGAGAGAUGAUCAGCAGGUUUUUAUUCAGAGAGUCGUCCCAGACACAGAGAAACUCUACGUCCGACUGUCGUCCAACGGAAAGAGGGUGUGUGAGGUUCGCUCUGUGGACUGCACGUCCAUCACUUGCUUCACGGUCCAUGAGUGUGAGGGCUCCAGCAGGAUCGGCUCCAGACCUCGGAGGUACCUCUUCUCCGGACACAGCAACGGAAGCAUCCAGAUGUGGGACCUGACCACAGCCAUGGACAUCGCCGGGAAGGUGGACAUCAGAGCUCUGGGCGGGCCCACAGAGGAGGAGCUGCUGGAGCUGCUGGACCAGUGCGACUUGGCUCUGACCCGGACUCCAGACAGUACACCACGAGCCUCCACCUGCAGCCUCCAGUCUCAGCUCUCUGACUUCAGACCUGAACGACCUCACUCCAGAGGGGGAGGGGCCACCGGGGGCGUGUCCUCUGUGGGCGGGGCGUCGGGCUCAUCCUGCUCUCUGAUUGGCUCCUUCCCACGCCACGCCCCGCCCCCCUUGCCUCAGUCGAGACCCAGCCCUAGACCCAGUCCCAGACCUAGUCCCCGCCCGCUGAGGUUUGUGGAGCGCUGUCAGGAGCUCGCCAAAGAGGGGGCGGGACCGGAGCCAGGGAGGCGGAGCUUAGCCCUCAGCAGCGAAUCAGAGCUUAGAUUUGGUUUGAGGACGCCGCCCACUUCCUUCUCCCCGCCGUCGCCCGGAAACCGCCUCUCCCCGGCGGCGGCGGCGUCAUCAGCGGCAUCAUCCAUGACAUCACCGCCACAUCGCAGAGCCACGCCCACCUCCCCCCCAGGCCACGCCUCCUCACCUGCUGUUGCUGCGGCGACGCCACACAGCCCUGAAAAUCCUGCCUCCACCAGCCCCAAGCCCCCCCUUAACGAGACCAGCUUCUGAACUGGACCGGGACUGGGACUGGACCGGGACUGGACUGAACCGGGACUGAACCGGGACUGGACUGGACCGGGACUGGACCGGGACUGGACUAAGACUGGACUGGGACUGGACCGGGACUGGACUGAACCGGGACUGGACCGGGACUGGGACUGGACCGGGACUGGACUGAACCGGGACUGGACCGGGACCGGGACUGGACCGGGACUGGAGUGAACCGGGACUGGACUAAGACUGGACCGGGACUGGACUGGACCGGGACUGGACCGGGACCGGGACUGGACCGGGACUGGAGUGAACCGGGACUGGACUAAGACUGGACCGGGACUGGACCGGGACUGGGACUGGACCGAACCGGGACUGGACCGGGACUGGGACUGGACGGGGACUGGACCGGGACUGGACCGGGACUGGGACUGGACCGGGACUGGACUGAACCGGGACUGAACCGGGACUGGACCGGGACUGGACCGGGACUGGACUAAGACUGGACCGGAACUGGACCAGGACUGGACCGGGACUGGACCAGGACUGGACCAGGACCCUUGACCUGGUUCCUUCUGGACGAUCGUUCCGUUUCCUUUGCACACAUGUAGCCACGAGUCCAAACUGUGGAUUUUUACUUUUGUCAUGAGUCUUUUAAUUUUUCCGUUUCCUGAGGAGCAGCCAAAAUGUACUCGAGUAAGAGUACUGUUACUUCAAAAUAACGUUACUUUAGUAGAAGUACACAGCAGUUAAGAGAAGGAAGAAAUUACUCAAGUAAGAGUAAAAAAGUAUUUAUGAAAAGUACUCGAGUAAGAGAUUUAACUUAGAGUAACUGUCAAUCUGAUCUGAAGGAGCUGAAAGAAACAGAAUCACUUCAUUAUCGACAUGAAGCUCAAGUCACUUUAGACUUAAGUGGGAAGAGAAACCACAACUUUUACUCGAGCAAGAGUACUGUUACUUCAAUAAAAAAUGACUAAAGUAUGUGUAAAAGUAUGGGGUCUGAAGUACAGUUUUAUUAAGUUACUCGAGUAAACGUGAGUCCUGUCCACGUGUCUUCUUCCUGCUGCGUCUUCACUGGAUCAGGGCCAAAGUUGUUCCUUUAAAUCUUAAGCACAAACUGAAUGUUAAAGACAGUGUCCUCCCUGAAGUCUGAGGUUAAAGACUGUGUCCAGGACCAAACCAGGGACGAAACCAGGGACCAAACCAGGACUAAGUCAGGACCAAACCAGGACUAAAUCAGGACCAAACCAGGACUAAACCAGGACUCUAGGUGAGAUCUCUGGGUCCUCUUAAACAGCUUUGUUUCUUUCAGGAUGUUUCAGGAGGACACUGUAUGAAACUUUUUCUGAUGUGUGAAAAACUCAAAUGGCUCCGGUGUUUUUGAUAAUUUUUUGUAUUUAUCUAAAUUGUGUUUGUACAUUUUCUACUCUGACUUUUCUAUCAGAAAAUAAACACAUUUGAACACG